Oncorhynchus mykiss (rainbow trout) is the source of this 2919-nucleotide messenger RNA. RefSeq lists its product as uncharacterized. The record is from RefSeq and is a predicted model, not a curated record. Lineage: Eukaryota; Metazoa; Chordata; Actinopteri; Salmoniformes; Salmonidae. Gene Ontology annotation, cellular component: nucleus. Gene Ontology annotation, biological process: regulation of transcription by RNA polymerase II. Gene Ontology annotation, molecular function: DNA-binding transcription activator activity, RNA polymerase II-specific; RNA polymerase II cis-regulatory region sequence-specific DNA binding.
UGCACUGAUGGAGCGGAAAUCACAGAAGAAAGCUUUGUUAGUUGCAGCAGCAGAAAUAUUGGGGUGUGAGAGAUUUUAGUGCAGAACAUCUACAGGGACUUUUGAGAAAAGGAAUCCCAAAGUAGUUGGAUGAUGGGGUUAGAUGUGCAAUUUAAGAUUUUCCCCAUUUUUGUGACCAAAUACUUCAUCCGUACUCCAACCAACGAAAGGCAGCACCGGGUCUAAAUCUGCCGGAAAAAUCACACAAAGAAGAAGACAAACACAGGAUUGUGGGAAAUUUCGCACCUUGCGAAAUGUAGGCUACAUGCACAAUUUGAAAGGAUUAUUACAUAUUUAUCGACUUUCAUUUCGAUCAAAAUGUCUAAACUGCAGUUGUUCAAUGCGUAUCUGACUGAACGAUUAACAGCAGCUGCUGCAGAGAUAUCAGUGGCAGUAGAGAGAACGAUAACAGAUUACCAGGAAGAGAACGAACGUCUGCGACGACUACUUGAUUUGUUAACCAAACCAAAGUUUCAUAGAGCAGACCCCCAGCAACUCACGCUCCUUGUAUCUGAAGAGGAGGAACACUGUGAGCAGGAGUGGAGCCCAAGUCUGGGGCAGGAGGACCCGGAGGACCCAGAGCCCCCACACAUUAAAGAGGAACACGAGGAGUUCAGGACCAGUCAGGAGGAAGAGCAGCUUCAAGGGCUGGUUUCUGACACGAAAGACUCAACAUUCACUCCUGCUUGUGUGAAAAGUGACUGCAAUGAUCAGGGCCCACCUCAGCUCCCACAUCUUUACCAAACUCAAACUGUGGAGAACAAGGAGAAGCACUCUAUACCCACCAACACAAUUGAAGAGAUCAAAACAGAACCUAAUGGACAGGACUAUGGAGUACCAGAACCAACUAGUGACUCUCAUCCCCUCUGUCAAGUAAAUCCUGGUUGUUCUGCAGCUCAGAGUGAAGCCAAUGACAAUGGGAUGGAAAGUGGAGAAACACUGCCAGGAUCUACACUACUCGAAUCAACUAGAACAUGGGUAAAACAAGGACAAAGCUCCCAUACUAGUACUGAUGACAAGACAGCCAAACAGUUGCCCCAAUUUAAAUCCCCCAGUCAAAGAAAUUCUGUUCCUUUUUCAUGCAAGGUGUGUGGAGAGACUUUUGUUUUCAUGGGCCAUUUCGUCCAUCAUGUGCGAGAAACACACACAAAGAACCAAGACUACAUGUGUGGUGUGUGUGGAGAAGACUUUGAGUCCACAGAAUGUAUGAUCGAUCACCUGCAAACCCACACUACAGAAAUAUAUUAUUGUGAUGUUUGUAGCAAACGUUUCUCCUUUGAGUCUCAUCUGAAACAACAUAUGUUGGUUCACACUGGGGAGAGGCAGUAUCAAUGCAAAGAAUGUGGCAAAUGCUUCAUUCAUAGUGGACAGCUGAAUACGCAUAUGAAGAUUCACACACGGGAGAAAUUGUAUCAGUGCAAAGAAUGUGAAAAAUGUUUCCCCAGUAAGCAUAACUUGGACAGACAUAUGGUGAUUCACAUAUAUUCUAAUCUGAAAAUGCACAAGACUCACACAGGAGAGAAACGAUAUCAGUGCAAAGAAUGUGGGAAAUGCUUCCUUCAUAAGGGACACCUGAAUACCCAUCUAAGAAUUCACACAGGAGAGAAACCAUACCAAUGCAACGAAUGUGAGAAAUGUUUUGGCCGGAAGGAAAACCUAACCGCACAUAUGAGGGUUCACACAGGGGAGAAACCGUACAAGUGCCCAGUGUGUGGAAAAUGCUAUAGCACUGCACAAGUUCUAAAAUUGCAUCAACUUCAAAGUCACUAUCUAGGUUUCCAUCCAAUUGGUGAUGGAUUUUCAUGCGAAUAGUCCAUAUAGAAAGAACAUGGCCAUUUUAUCAUCUGGGGUGUGUUUCCAACAAACUGAAUUUUUAGGAGAUAAAAUGCUGUGUGUGAUGUAGUUAACUUAAGCGCAAAAGUGCUUUUAUGUUUUCAUAUACCAAAUAAAUGUUCCCAUUGCAUUUUCAAUUCUACAAAUGGUUUUGUCACACACUGUUUGCGAUAAAUGGUAUUACUUGCCCAAUCUGGUUUUGGCACAUGCUCUAUAAACAACAAGUCUGCUGAUAAAGUGGACGAGGUAGGUUAUAUGAUGAGAUAUGGAUAAAAUCAAUAGCCUUUUUAAAAAUGUGUUAUAAUUAGCAGCUAUCAAGUCACCAGCAUCAUUGGACAUGUGCAUGAAACUCAUCACCGUGCACUUAACCACCAUAACUUAUUCGCUUUUUUCCAUGUCGCGGUAGUAGGCUACAACGUCAUUGUGUGACUCGGAAGUUUAAUGCGCGACAUGGUGUUUUUUUCACCGCAAUUGUUGCGUGAUCUAUUUUAAUCGACCCACCAAAAAAUAUCCCACCGUGUCUAGCGUAUUUAGUUUAGUUGACAUUAGGAAGUUUUACAGACACAUUAGCGGUUUUCAAAAGGCCUGUCGUGACUUUAAUUUAUUUUAUUUUAUGCGUCAGGUCAUUGUCCUGUAGAUCACUUCAUUAUUCCUUUUUGUUUACAAAGCUCUACUGUACGAGUUUCUGAUUUAUCCAACUUUUCGGUUUAAAAUAUAAAAACAUGAGAAACCAAACCUGUUCACAAGGUUGGUUAACUCUUGAGGUUCCUCGAGUCGCCACCGAACUAGGUGAAUACGCUUUUAGUUAUAAAGCACCUCGUUGCUGGAACCAACUACAAAAUACAUUACAAUUGGAUGUUCUGGUGCCACUUAUUGAGGAAUGUAAUGUUUUUUUUAUUGAAUAUUUGUGUUGUGCUGUAUUUUACUGGUUUUAUAUUGUAUUUGAUUUGUCUUAUAAAUUGUAUAUGCAGGGCUCCCUUUGGAAAAAAGACCCUGGUCUCAAUGGUGACUCCCUGCUUAAAUAAAGGUAAAUAAGAUUAAUCUGCA